GCCAAAAGCGAUCUAAUUUUAUUUUCUGAAAAUCUCGUUCUCUACUUUCCUCGAUCCUUCGAUUUUCUCACCAACCAAACAACAUAUCACUGUUUAGGGUUUUUGUUUUUACUAUUAUCUUCCUCCAAACCCAAGCGAGAUUUUUCCCUCUUUUCUUCACAACCAUACAGAUCACAACUGCCCCUCUUUCGUUCUUAAUGUAAAAUGUCAAAUCUCGGUGACGAUUUCUCUCAGUUCGAUAUAUCAAAAGAGGAAAAAGACAAACUUGUUGCAGAAGUAGUUCGUUACAUAUUGUUCAAAACACAUCAAAAUUCAGGAUGUCCAAUUAAAAGGGAAGAACUCUCUCAAUUAGUCACUAAAAACUAUCGUCACCGUUCGCUUCCUGCUUAUAUCAUUAACGAGGCUAAAGCCAAACUCUCCACCAUUUUUGGCUACGAAUUAAGGGAACUUCAAAGAUCACGUCCUUCUUCCACAAGCCACUCCCGAUUGUCUCAACAGAGUGGAGUUGAUGCUAAAUCCUAUGUUAUCAUAAGCCAGUUACCAGCUGAGGUGUAUAAGAAAUAUGUUGAGGAUGUUAAUACAUCUCAUCUUACUGGUUUUACUUUUGUUGCGAUCAGUAUUGUGCAGCUUGCCGGAGGUAAAAUUGCUGAAGAUAAUCUUUGGCAUCAUUUGAAGAGAAUGGGAUUGCAUGAAACUGAUGAAAACCACCCAGUUCUUGGUAAUGUGAAGCAGGUAUUGGAGACGCUUGUACAGCAAAGAUAUUUGCAGAAAGACAAGGUCAGUGGCCCUGAAGGUACUACUUUGUUUUAUGAGCUUGCUGAGAGAGCUCUAGAUGGAACCGUAAGUGAGAGGAUUAAGCAAUACAUAUCACAGCAAUGUUUUCUUUGGUUCUGGGAAAGUUGCAUGAACAUAAUACUGCUACUAGAGCUUUCCCACAUAAUUGGUAGUUUGCGAACCUGUGUUUACUUUUAUUCUGGACCAUGGACCUUCAUUUACAGCAAACCUACAAUUCUGGGAAAGCAAGUGACGUAUGAUUGUAAAGAAAGAUGAUGCCACCGUGGAUAUCUUAUAAUUGCUUGAUGCUAGCCAUUAGCGAGUAAUUGGAGGUAGAUGUUUGAGUUCUUGUUUCAUGGAUGAUUCAUGUGCAAAUGAAGCUCAGUUCCUCAUUGGAUGUUUUUCUUGUACAGAAGGUUUAGGAGCCUUUCUAGUCAUUUAGGUGCUGCUGCAUUUGCUAUUGUUUUUUUGUUCAUUGCUAGCCUGGUACCCUCCUGCUAUUUAUGUAUCUCCGUGAGCGUGACAUCAGUUCUUGGGAUUCUAAUGGGAUCGGUUUAAAGCAAUUGUUCAAACAGUAAAUACCGAUUCAUUUUAAUUAGACAGUAUCUAUAUUAUCUUGA
Messenger RNA from Gossypium raimondii (Peruvian cotton), 1394 nucleotides. RefSeq lists its product as uncharacterized. The coding region runs from base 205 to 1050 and encodes 281 amino acids. The transcript has 7 exons. Lineage: Eukaryota; Viridiplantae; Streptophyta; Magnoliopsida; Malvales; Malvaceae. The record is from RefSeq and is a predicted model, not a curated record. Gene Ontology annotation, cellular component: nucleus.